Messenger RNA from Calypte anna (Anna's hummingbird), 1652 nucleotides. It is a transcript of the gene KATNAL1, whose product is annotated as katanin catalytic subunit A1 like 1. The transcript has 11 exons. Gene Ontology annotation, cellular component: microtubule; microtubule cytoskeleton. Bases 99 to 1547 code for a protein of 482 amino acids. Lineage: Eukaryota; Metazoa; Chordata; Aves; Apodiformes; Trochilidae. Gene Ontology annotation, molecular function: ATP hydrolysis activity; microtubule severing ATPase activity; ATP binding. Gene Ontology annotation, biological process: microtubule severing. The record is from RefSeq and is a predicted model, not a curated record.
CCCUCCCCGUUCUGACAGCGCAGAAGGGCUGCGCCCCCUCCCCGCGCCGCUCCCGUCCGCGGACACGCACCCCGGCUCUCCCAGAUUUCUGAGUGAAGAUGAAUUUAGCGGAAAUUUGUGAUAAUGCCAAAAAAGCAAGAGAAUAUGCACUCCUUGGGAAUUAUGACUCUUCUAUGGUGUACUACCAGGGUGUCAUUCAGCAGAUCCAGAGACAUUGCCAGUCAAUCAGAGAUCCAUCAGUUAAGGGCAAAUGGCAGCAGGUCAGACAAGAAUUAGUUGAAGAAUAUGAACACGUGAAGAGCAUUGUCAACACUUUAGAAAGUUUUAAAAUGGACAGACCUGCAGAUAUCGCUGUAUCCUAUCAAGAUGAGCCUUUUAGAGAUCCUGCUGUUUGGCCUCCCCCUGUUCCAGCUGAACACAGGGCUCCACCUCAGAUAAAACGUCCCAACCGAGAAGUGAAACCUCUGAGGAAAGACUCACCCGGGCUGCAGCCUCGCGGGCCUGUGGGCAGAUCCAAGGGUGAGAAGUCUGCAGUCAGGGAAUCCAGAGCUAGAGGAAGAGAUGACAAGGGAAAGAAAAUAUCCCAGGAAGUUGGUGAUGGGGAAAUACCAAAAUUUGAUGGAGCAGGUUAUGACAAAGACUUGAUCGAAGCUCUUGAAAGAGAUAUUGUAUCAAGAAAUCCAAGCAUUCAUUGGGAUGACAUAGCGGACUUGGAAGAAGCCAAGAAAUUAUUAAGAGAAGCUGUCGUUCUUCCAAUGUGGAUGCCUGAUUUUUUCAAAGGGAUUAGAAGACCUUGGAAGGGUGUGCUGAUGGUUGGUCCUCCUGGCACUGGCAAAACGAUGCUAGCAAAAGCUGUUGCCACAGAAUGUGGAACAACAUUCUUCAAUGUGUCUUCUUCUACCCUGACAUCUAAAUACAGGGGCGAGUCAGAGAAACUGGUCCGCCUCUUGUUUGAAAUGGCAAGGUUUUAUGCUCCAACAACAAUCUUCAUUGAUGAGAUAGAUUCCAUCUGCAGCCGCAGAGGCACAUCCGACGAACACGAGGCGAGUCGCAGAGUCAAGUCAGAGCUGCUUGUGCAAAUGGAUGGGGUAGGUGGUGCUUUGGAAAAUGAUGACCCAUCCAAGAUGGUUAUGGUAUUAGCAGCUACAAAUUUUCCCUGGGAUAUUGAUGAAGCUCUCCGACGGAGACUGGAAAAAAGGAUUUAUAUACCUUUACCCACAGCAAAAGGCAGAGCAGAUCUACUUAAGAUUAAUCUUCGGGAAGUAGAACUGGAUCCUGAUAUCAGCCUUGAAGAAAUUGCUGAGAAGAUUGAAGGCUAUUCUGGUGCUGACAUCACUAAUGUUUGCAGGGAUGCUUCUCUGAUGGCAAUGAGACGACGGAUUAACGGCUUAACUCCAGAAGAGAUUCGGGCACUUUCUAAAGAGGAGCUUCAGAUGCCAGUUACCAAGGGGGACUUUGAGCUGGCUCUGAAGAAAAUCUCCAAAUCUGUUUCUGCUGCAGACCUGGAGAAGUAUGAAAAAUGGAUGGUGGAGUUUGGAUCUGCUUAAUCUCUAGCUCUCCUUUGCUAGAGUUUUACGGCUUGUGUUGGUUUCAGUUGCAAAAUGAGUUAGAAAUCUUUUUAAAGGUUUAAUAAAAGGUCUGCCUCUACCCUU